AAGCGCUCAAAAACUUCUUUACUCUUCAGAUGCAAUUAACUCAUUGAUUAAUCAUGCCCCCGAUGGCUUUCCUACAAUUAGCUUUGUCUCCGGCCAGCGUCUUGGCACCCAUCCACCUCCUAUCUUACUCCACGCUCCUCGGCAUGGAACUAUACCAGUCAUUCGUAAUGACGAAAAUUAGCUACCAAGAGUUACCCCGAUCCGCUUUCACCACGCUUCAAAAGCGCGUCUUCCCCCUUUACUUCCGGGGGCAGACCUUGCUUCUCCUAUUGACGGCGGCAACGGUCCCUCCGUACGGGCCGCUGACGCUGCAGUCCAGCAAGGGCAAUUGGAUACCUUUUGCGAUUAUGGGAGCCACGGCGCUUUUAAACCUGAUGCUUUAUGGACCACGGACGCGACAGAUCAUGAUUGAUCGGAUUCAUCAACAAACGCGGGAUGGGAAGAAAUCGAACAAUCCGACCGAGGUCAGCGACGAUAUGAGAGCGUUAAAUAAGAUGUUCUCGCGCAAUCAUGCGAUGAGCAUUCAUCUGAAUAUUAUUACUAUAGGGGCUACUCUCUGGUGGGGUGUAAAACUAGCCUUACGAUUAAACAUGCAGCCUUAAGAGAGUGCAGAAGUCGAAUGUUAGAUGUUAUGUCAAAUUGGGUGGAUUGGUAAGACAUGGCUCUAUGUAUUCUUCUUCGUACGAUAAUGAGUUUUGAGGAGGUUAGGUUAUCAAGUGUCGAGGGGGGUAUAAGGGGUUAUUUUAGACUAGGCUUUCUAAAUUUAAAGCAACAAUUGAUGUGCUCCUUA
Messenger RNA from Daldinia vernicosa, 790 nucleotides. RefSeq lists its product as uncharacterized. Lineage: Eukaryota; Fungi; Ascomycota; Sordariomycetes; Xylariales; Hypoxylaceae. The record is from RefSeq and is a predicted model, not a curated record. The transcript has 2 exons. The coding region runs from base 54 to 602 and encodes 182 amino acids.